UUUGGCCUCGCACAGGGUGCCGCUGAAAUUUGAAAUACCAGAUCAAGCAGUGUGGUUCCAGUUACCCCAGUGUCUGAAACUAAGGGGAAAGCACAUGGGACUUCCCCCUACAGCCAGAGACCUUCAAGACUCCCUUAGCUGGAGUGUAGGAGAGGGGGGAUCCCCAACCAUCUGUUUCCUGAGUUAACUGCACACAUUUAUAGGCAUCAUCUCUUUCACUUCUUUUCACUUACCAUCUCCUGAAAAGAGUAGAUCUCAGCUACUGUGUGCCCAUGGCAUCCAUAUAUUGCUAUCAGCUUGUCUUCCUAAGUCAAGUCUGGCAUGUGGUUCAUGGGGUUGCUGAUGCUGCGGAACAGGUUGUGGCAACGUGCGGUAAAGAUGUGUUGCUCCCUUGUAAAUAUUUUCAGGAUACACAAGUCUCAAAAGGGGUCGUCUCCUGGUAUAAGACUGAUGAAAUUGGUGAAGAAUGGACAGAUCUGCAAAAUAAUACAGAACAUGAAUAUUCAAGAGAUCUUAACAACUCCUCAGAGGUCUCUAAUAGCACCUGGCAUUAUCUGAAGAUUAAAAAUACUACAAGUCUUAGCAGUGGGACGUAUGCAUGCAUCAUAAGGUCACCAGUUAAAAAUGCUAACCAAAUUAGUACAGUUACAUUAAAAGUAACAGACUGUCCUGAAGAUGCAAAAUUUCAAAAAUACAGAACAGAACUUGUGAUGUUGUGCUCUCUUGGGUUUUUCUACUUGAUGCUCAUCUUCUUUGCUUGUAUAUGCCUAAAGAAGGAUAGAUCUUCAGACUAUCAAAAGGCCAGAGAAAAACACAUAGACAACAGUCGUUACCUCUUCAGUACCUGUUGAAAGGAUGGCUUCCAGUGCUCAAUAUGGCACAGCACUGGCAAAGACUUCUUCAAGGUUCUGUCCUGGCUGAUUUUGUUGAGUGCACUGGGGAUUCGUCAACAGUCAUUACUGCAAGACUAUUGGGUGGUAUGGACAUUUAAUGCACUGUUUCACCAGACUAUUCUGAAAGUUUUUAAAUUGCUCACUCCAGCUGGGGAAGUUUUCAGAGAACUGUUUCGUUCACAGUUUCAUUCACUACAAUAUGAACUUUUAGCAUCAGCCAUACCAUUGUCACAGAAGAUUAUAAACCUAAUAUUGGCAUCCUGUCUUGUUUAUGUAUCUUAAUCUCUUUUGAGUCUUUGUUCUUAAUAUGCAAAAAAUGUGCUAUGGACUGGGCUUGGCCCCUUAACCUGGCACAUAAAUUAUUGAUUGAACCAGCUCUUUCAAUAGCCACAGCUGUUGCAAUAUAUAUUUUAAGAGAAUAAUGCAUCUUCAAGUGAUCGAACAGCCAAAUGAGAGGAAACGUCACUGGAACCUACGUCACUGGAACCUCUGUCUCAACUGUAGUGUUGAUAGUCUGUGUUUACAUGUGUAUCUACUGAAAAUUAUAGAGUACACAGAAAUGAUUUCUUAGACGGAUCUUUACUUAAAGAGAAGGUAUCUCAGUAUUACUAUUUUUAUUUUAUUUAUUACAUUUGCAUACUGCCCUUCAUCUGAAGACCACAGGGUGGUUCAGAACAUAAAAAUA
Molecule: messenger RNA, 1578 nt
Organism: Lacerta agilis (Sand lizard)
Lineage: Eukaryota; Metazoa; Chordata; Lepidosauria; Squamata; Lacertidae
Gene: CD83
Product: CD83 molecule
Exons: 5
Coding region: 273-851 (192 amino acids)
Source: RefSeq, a predicted model, not a curated record